Seminavis robusta is the source of this 1340-nucleotide messenger RNA. NCBI's taxonomy places the organism in Eukaryota, Bacillariophyta, Bacillariophyceae, Naviculales, Naviculaceae. The record is from the annotation of a GenBank genome assembly.
UGCUUCUCCUUCCGGAAAAAAAUUGUUUUGUUCGGCUUUUCUUCUGGACCUUCCAUCAAGCCACGUAGUAAUCCGCCACGUACCAUUGCACUUGUGUGGCCAACAGGCCAACCCACUUUUUGUUCAACUCCAACUACCGGAUAGCAGAUCUUCGGGAGGAUCGCCUCCAUGGCCUUCGUAUCUCCUCCAUGGCCUUCGUAUCUCCUAUCGUCAGCGACUUCCAUCAUCUGUGCUGCUGAACCACUUUCGAUUGCUUCAUCUGGUCAUCCAUCAAUCGGCAUCGUCAUCUGUGUUACACAUUGUUGUGGAUCGAUAAGUUGCGACCAUGGUCUCUCCCACCCUGCCUCCACUGCGACUACGGCUGGAAGAGAGAAGGCUCCAUGAUACUGCUGCCAUGGACCCUGCUAAUAGCCCCACGAAAAGCACGUCUGUGAGUGUGCCGCGAAAGCUGGGCAAUAGCAGUGGAAAGUGUGUGAGGAAGGAGCUCCUCUACAAACUUGGGUUUGAAAACCACUCGCAGAGUGCUUUUCCCACUCUUCCAUCCAACCGAGAACCUUCUCGUGGAUCCUUGUUGGGACAAGUCCAACCGACCACGGAACCCCUCAAGUACGAUCCCAACUUUGAUAAGAUCUUGGCGGAGAAGAAGCAGCGGGCUCGAGAACGAGCUUCGGGUAGCAAUGGUGUCUUUUCGGCAUUGGGCGCUCUCUUUGCUGCGACCCCACAAUCUACAACUAUUACCACCACGGCCACUCGAGACGACGUCGAGUCCAUGAAACCCUCGUCUCUGUCGUCGAUGGAUACCGAGUUGUCCUCCGACGAAAGCCGUCGAAGCAGUUCGUCUUUGUCGAAUAAUAGUAGACGUCCCAGAGGUUUGUCGUUCAACGACCAAGUGACGGUCGUGCCAAUCCCCAAACGAGACGAAUACUCCAAACGCAUACGAGAUCGAUUGUGGGUCAAUGCCAGAGAUCUACAAGCCCAAGUAGCGCGCAACACCGUCGAGUUCGCAUCGGAAGGUUGGGAUUGGAAGGCCGCCUACGAGGAUGAUGCCAUGUAUGUGUGUGCUGUGACGGGAGAAAAGGUUCAUCCGGUCCAUUGUGAAACCGAUGACCAUUAGCUGGCUAGCUACAAAGAUUGGAGUGCCGGUCUGUCUACACUUGAAGGACGUGAACAGGGUGCUUCCUCUUCCUCUUCCGAUUUGAUUCAAUUUUGAAACCUUUUGCGAAGCUGACAUAUUGUUGAUGAUGUGGCGGCACUGUCAGCCCUAUAGAUACAGAAUGCAUCGUUAUACGAUACACAGGAUUAUAAUAAAUGAAAUUAGAGAAUACAUGAUUUUGAUUUGC